This is a messenger RNA of Oreochromis aureus, 2044 nucleotides long. Its product is annotated as transcription factor 7-like 1-A. Gene Ontology annotation, molecular function: DNA-binding transcription factor activity, RNA polymerase II-specific; RNA polymerase II cis-regulatory region sequence-specific DNA binding. Gene Ontology annotation, biological process: canonical Wnt signaling pathway; regulation of transcription by RNA polymerase II. The record is from RefSeq and is a predicted model, not a curated record. The coding region runs from base 1 to 1842 and encodes 613 amino acids. Lineage: Eukaryota; Metazoa; Chordata; Actinopteri; Cichliformes; Cichlidae. The transcript is spliced from 9 exons. Gene Ontology annotation, cellular component: beta-catenin-TCF complex.
AUGGACAUCAGGGACGAAAACAAUUAUAUUUUGGAAACAGUGCAGUCGGAAGAAACGCCUUCCACUCCUGAAGUUGACAUUCUGGGGCAAACAUCCAACCCUCUGCAUCUCCUCCUUUCCCCACUGGGACACCUGCUCCCCUCAGCCAGCAUCAGAUCCUCAGACUGGAGGAUUUUUAGCAACAUCCUCCCAGAACCAGCUCCUCCUGUGUAUCAGCAACUGGUUCCACUCAUGGUCUCAGCACCAGCUCACCUCUACAGUCAGCCAGGGACAGAUAGGCAGGGACAGCUGAGACACCCAGAGUGUAAUGCGCUCAGGAUUCCAGAGACCAUGACCCAGUACGAGCGUCCUUUUGGAGAACUGCACGGUGUCCCCUUCUGGGAUUUUGUCCCUCCUGCUCCCCCAUCCAACCCUCCACUUCGCCCUCCUUUCCCCACUGGAACACCCGCACCCCCUCAGUCAGCAUUAGAUCCUCGGAUUGGAGGAUUUCUUAGCCACACCCUCCUGGAAACAGCUCCUCCUGUGUCUCAGCAGCUGGUUCCACUCAUGGUCACUAACACCGCCACAGUGCCAGCUCACCUCUACAGUCAGCCAGGGACAGAUAGGGUAAUGUGCCCGGGAUUCACACAGACCAUGACCCAGUAUGUGCGUCCUGCUGGAGAACUGCACGGUGUCCCAUUCUGGGAUUUUGUCCCUCCUGCUCCCCCAUCCAACACCUCCACUACAAAAAAAAGGAAAUAUGAAGCCAAACAGGAUGAGGACCGGCUGUACAUAAAGAAACCACCAAACGCCUUCAUGAUUUACCUGAAGGAGCAGAGGCCAAAGGUGAUGGCGGAACUGAACCUAACUGGCAGUGCAGCCAUAAAUGCAGUUGUGGGAAAGAGGUGGAGGUCUCUCUCAAAAGCCCAACAAGCAAAAUAUUUUGAUCAGGCUGAAACCGAGAGAUGCCGUCACGCCACAGAGCAUCCAGACUGGUCCACCAAAGAAAACUAUGGCAAAAAGAGGACGAGGACACGAAAUCGCACCUCGAGCACAGCAUCUGAACCUAAACAGGAAGCCCAACAGGCCAAGAGGCUUUGUGUGAUGCCAGCUCAGACACAGCCAUCUUCUUCCUACUCAGUUGCGAAGGAGCCUCUCGAGCAGCCACAGAGACAGCCAACUGCUACCAACCUGCGUUAUCAGCAGUCAGCGUGUGUGCAGCUGCAGAACACACAGACAACAGUUGAUGCACCUGUGUGUCAAGUAAAUCCGGUCCUCCCAGCUCCUCGUAUAGAUUUCUCCCCAUCUGCAUCACUGGCCUCCUCUGCUGCACCCGUUCAGCUCCAGAAAGACGCCCCUUUUGUCAGUGACACUGAUGAAGCACUGCUGUCAGUGGUGGAACAGCUUGACCCCCUCCUCACUUCUGAGCAGUCUCAGCAGCCCUCCUCUCCACUCACUGGUCAUCACCUAAAUCAGACCAACCCUGCUUCUCCUGUAUAUACUUCUCUAUCCACAUCAUUUGCCUCUUCUGCCACAUUCUUUCAAGACCAGAAAGAGCCUAUUGGUUUCGCUGACAUUCAGGAAGACAUGUGGACACUUCUUAACCACCUCCCUGCCACUCUACAGCCUGAUACACUCUCCUGUCCUAACAGUCCUACUCUGAUUAGCCCUGCUUCUCUGGAGAAUUCUUCUCCAUCCAAAUUGCUGGCCUCCUCUGUUGCGCCCACUGAAUGCCAGUCAACGCCUCCCUUCUUCAGCCAAACUGUAAAAAAUAUGAUGUGGCUACUUGACGACCUCGAACCUGGGCCCUUUGCACAGCCUCUACAGCCCUCCUCUCCUCAAGCAGACUGGUCCUCACCAUAAUCAGAUCAGUCCUGCACCCCCCAAACCACGGCUACCUUCUUACACUGUAAUGAAUAAAGUCUUAGCUCACUGCUUAAUUAGCCCUAGGUUCCACCGUUUUCUGCAGAGCCUCACAGCUCUCAUACAGAAAACCCCUUCCUCUACUAUUUCAGUCUUUCCUCUGUUUCAGAACUGCUUGCCAGAGAUCCCGCUCCGCUCUACU